GAUGAGCCAGGCGGGGAUUACGGCUCUGCGGGCGGCUCAGCGGCUGGGCCAGCAGCGAUUUCUCCCUGGGGCCCCGCUGCCUCCUGCCAGCGCUUUCCCCGCCCCGGCCCCCCAAGCGGGGCAGCGGAUCGGCCCCCCACCCCCCAAGGGAAGGCUCGGAGGAGGGCGCCGCCAGACUGGGGGAGGGGAGCCGCAUGGGGCCGUGAGAAGCCGCCGCUGAGAGCCGGGAAAUUCCCCCGGACGCCUGGGUCCCUCCGAGGUGUCGAUCUCAAACCCCCCGCCUCGUCCCUCCCCCCCACACACAUUGUGAUCCUUGCCCGAAUGCCGGGGUCCCACUGAUCCCCCCCACCCCACCCCCCAAUACGCUGACAAUAGGAGCCUGCGAGCUCCUUGCCCGGACGCCUGGGUCCUACCGAGAUUUCUACCCCCAUCCCCCGCAAUCUGACGCUGACAAUAGGAGCCUGAGAUCUCUUUGCCCGGACGCCUGGGUCCCCACUGCGCUGGAUCGUCGCUGACAAAAGGAGGUUUGGAACCUUCCCCUCCCCCGCACGCCUCGCCCGGACGCCUGGGUUCUGAGGAGCCCGCAGAGAAUUAGAACCCUCCCGCGCCGAAAGGAGCCGCCUUUUCGCCGCCCGGACGCCUGGGUUCCGCUACUUUCCUCCGGGAGCAGGGGCGGGGGAGAGCAGGGAGCCCCUUGAUUCCUCUGCCGGCUCCGCUAUCCCUCCUUCCCUGCCUCUCCCGCCUCCCCCAGCUCUCUCUCUAUCCCUCCUUUCUCCCACUUCCUCGUUUCUUCUUUCCUCAGCCCCCUCUAUCCUUCUUCCAUUCUUUCUCUAUCCUUGCGUCCCACUAGUCCUCCUUCCCUGACUCUCUAUCCUUCCCUUCCUCCGGCCUUACCUUCCUCCUCGUAAACUAUUCCUCCAUUUCUGCCCCUUUUUCUCUCUCCUCCUCCUCUUAAACUCUCCUUCCUUCCCUGACACUCUCUCUAUCCUUCCCUUUCAUCCUCUUAAACUCUCCCUCCAUUCCCCCUCUUCUUCCAUCCCUCCAUCCCUGACCCUCACUCUAUCCCUCCCUUUCAUCCUCUUAAACUCUCCCUCCAUUCCCCCUCUUCUUCCAUCCCUCCUUCCCUGACCCUCACUCUAUCGCUCCCUUUCAUCCUCUUAAACUCUCCCUCCAUUCCCCCUCUUCUUCCAUCCCUCCUUCCCUGACACUUUCUCUAUCCCUCCCUUUCAUCCUCUUAAACUCUCCCUCCAUUCCCCCCUUCUUCCAUCCCUCCUUCCCUGACACUUUCUCUAUCCCUCCCUUUCAUCCUCUCAAACUAUCAUCUAUUCCCCCUCUCCCUCCAUCUCUCCUUCCCUGCCCCCCUCUCUCUCCCUUCCCCCCAUCCCCACUUCCCUCCCUGCCCCCCACAGCCCCGGGGUGAGGAUGGCGUCGGCUCAGGCACCGGCCCUGCCGGAGUGGAAGCUGCAGCUGCUGGAGAGGAAGCGGAAGGAAGAGGAAGAGGCGCGACGUAGAGAGCGGGAGCAGCAGGACCGCAUGGCCAAGAUGCCAGCCUGGAAGCGGGAGAUCAUCGAACGCCGCCGCGCCAAGCAGGGCUCCGGCACCUCUUUCUCGGACCCGGAAGGCGGUGGCGGCGGAGCAGGGCCCCCCUCAGCUGUGGUGGGGCCGCCCAGCUCCGGGAUGGGCCAGGAGGAGAGCGCCGUGCUGCAGGAGAAGAUUGGCCCGGUGCACCAGAAUCCCUUCAUCCAGCUGGAGAAGCGGCGCAAGGAGACGGCGGCGCCGGAGGCCGAGCCGGCUGGUGCCAAGGCCAAGCAGUUGAUGGAGCUGUACAGCCAGCGUCCCGGGGUGAGGACCCUACGGGCCGACAACGUCAUCAUCAUUGAGUCGGUGCCGGGAGCGGCGCCGCCGGGGGCCGAGCGGCGGGCCGAGGCCAAAUCCGGCAGCGUGGAGUCCCUGAACGAGCUGCUGGCCCGGCGCGGCGGGAGCGUGACCGAGAUCCGGGCCGGCGAAGUCUUCAUUGUCAAAUCGGCCCUCAGCCGCAGCGUGGAAGACCUCAACUCCUUCGGCCAAAGCCACGGCGAGGCCGAUUGCCGGCUGGGGCUCCCGGAGCAACGCCGCGGGCGUGUCAGCAAGUUGCUAAGCCGCUUCGGCCAGGAGGACCCACCCCCGCGCCCGCUCAGGUCCCUCAGCACCGAGAACCUCGCCGAUGGCUCCUACGAACGCCCCCUGGCGGCAAGGAAACCACCCGGCUCGGCCCAGCGCCGUAGUGGCACACCCAGCCCUCCCCGUGACCUGCCGGGCCUGGCCCCCUCGCCACCUCCCUUCACCGUGGCUUCCUACCGCAGCCAGUUUGAAGCCAGGUCUGAGGCCUGGCCAGAGAGCCCUCCGAGGCGCUCCCCCACCAGCAAAGCGUGGGGCAGGGAGGCCGCCUCGCCAGAGAGGGGAGCCAGGCUUGAUGGCGGCAGCCCUGGCCUGGUGGUGCCGGGCCCUCGGAGCAGGGAGGCCAAUUCACCGGACAGGGGAGCCUGGCACUGUGGAAACACAUUGGCCGUGGUGCCAGGGCCUCAAGGCACGGAGGCCGCCUCACCAGAAAGGGGAACUAGGGGUGAUGGCAAUGCCAUGGCGCCAGGACCGCGAGGCAGAGAAGCCGCCUCACCGGAGAGGGGAGCCAGGCCUGGCGGCGGUGCGUUGGCAGUGGGAUCGGGCCUACAAGCCAGAGAAGCCGCCUCACCGGAGAGGGGAGCCAGGCCUGGCGGCGGUGCGUUGGCAGUGGGAUCGGGCCUACAAGCCAGAGAAGCCGCCUCACCGGAGAGGGGAGCCAGGCCUGGCGGCGGUGCGUUGGCAGUGGGAUCGGGCCUACAAGCCAGAGAAGCCGCCUCACCGGAGAGGGGAGCCAGGCCUGGUGGCGGUGCGUUGGCUGUGGGGUUGGGCCUACAAGCCAGAGACGCCGCCUCACCGGAGAGGGGAGCCAGGCCUGGUGGCGGUGCGUUGGUGGUGGGGCUGGGCCUGCAAGCCAGAGAAGCCGCCUCAUCGGAGAGGCGUGAUGGUGCUGGCGACGGCUCGGGUGCGGUGAUACCGGGCCCACCGGGCAGAGAGGUCGCCUCACCAGACAGUGGGGGUAGGGCGGACAACGGAGACGCCUCAUCCCCAGGGCCGCCUGCCGACACCAUCUUGGAUGCCGAGGCCCAGGCCAAAGCCGUGGCCAGCCUGCGCCUGCACUCGCGCAACUCCUUCGUGGUGGUGCCGCGCCGGGCGGCCGCCUCCCCUCCCCCAGACCCCGGUGAGGCUCGGCAGGAAACCAGCACUUCUCCUCCAAAGGCUGCCGCUGCUCCGGCCUCCACUUCCUCCUCCUCCUCCCCUAGCCGCGAGCAGCUUCCCCUCCCGGCCAGCACCGAGGAGCCGGCCGAGGGGGAGGCCAUGAGGCGCGGGGGCCGGGGGCCCCGGGAGCUGGGGGGCCCCUCUGCCCUGCCCCACCCGGCCGUGCAGCGCCGGAGCGGCAACACCAUCACCAUCAAUCCCCGCAAGGCGCCGGUGCCGGCCGUGGAGAACGGCGUGGAGGGCGAGGGGGGCCCCGCAGCGCCCGAGAAGGCGGCUGGCGCGCCACUGAAGAAGCGCUACCCGACGGCGGAGGAGAUCCAGGUGAUCGGGGGCUACCUGUCCCUGUCGAAAUCCUGCCUGGCCAAGAACGACCCCCACCGCAAAAAGUUGAAGAUCUCAUUCAGUGAGAGCCAGCUGGAGCGCACCUUCCAGUACCCAUCCGAGGGGUCCCUGCUGGAGGAGUUUGGGCCCCCUGAGGAGUCGGACGUGCUGGCCUCUGCCAACCCCCACGGGGAGGAUGACGAGGAAGAGGAGGAGCUGCUGCUUCUCCAUCGCGGCCUGCCGGGUGUGCUCAGGACCAAAUCCCUCAUCGUGGAUGAAUCCUGCAGGCGGUAACACCGCAGAACCCCCACUCAUGGUGGGGAGACGGGGCGGGUGCAGAAGGUGCCCUGCCAUGGCUGGGUCCCGACUGGCCCCUUCUCUUUCGUCUUCCAGUAAAAUCCCAGCAAGAACAAGGACUGGAGGGAGCUCUGCUCCAGUUUCCCUGGCUGUGGCUAGGAUAGAGCAGCCACCCUCCCAUUUGACUGCUCCCCUAAGGUCCAGAGAGCCUUCAGGAACAAACCCACUGCAGCCAGCAGGGGUCGCUCUGCACCACCUGGACUGUGCUGGGAGAGCCCAUUCCCACUGCAGCCAGCAGGGGAUGCUCUGCACCACCUGGACUGUGCUGGGAGAGCCCAUUCCCACUGCAGCCAGCAGGGGACGCUCUGCACCACAUGGACUUUGCUGGGAGAGCCCAUUUCCACUGGGGACGCUCUGCACCAGGUGGACUUUGCUGGGAGAGCCCAUUCUCACCGCAGCCAGCGGGGGGUCUCUCUGAACCAUGUGGACUGUACUGGGAGAGCCCAUUCCCACUGCAGCCAGCGAGGGGCGCUCUAAACCCCGUGGACUUUAUUGCCACCAAGAGGUCACCUGGUCUACCUUCAGCCAAAGGUUAAAGGUCACAUCCCCUCCCGAAGAUGGGUAUGGAUGGGAUAAUUAUGGGUGGGAGGUGGCAAAGAAAACCAACCCCCCACCAUACACACAUGCAUUUUUUGUAACUCUUGAAUCCUUUUUCUAGGGGGCAUCAUCCAGAAGGGAGAACUUUUGUUUUCCAAUUUUUACUUCCUAAUAAUGCUGCCAGGGUGGUCAGAGUUAAGGGGAUUGUAGUUUAGGAGGGGGUGGGGGUGGGGUUUAUUGGGGAAGGGAGGGGAGGGGUCACUUUGUUACUUGAUAGGGUCCAGUCAUAGUUGCAGAGGAGCGGAUCACUAUCGGAGGGUGGGGCAAUCUGUGACUGGGGUGGAGCCAGUUGAGAGUGGGGCGAAGCCAGUCAGUAUUUGGAGAGUGGGGCAAAUUGCUACUUUGCAGGGGUGGGUGGGCCAUUUGCAAGUGUUCUGGAGCUAGUUACAGAUGGGACCAUUUUUAUGUACUUCAGGCAGGACUAGUUGUGUUUGGUGGGGAGUGGGGCAGUAGGCGGUUUGGGGGUGGGAGGUGGAGCCAACCAGGAAUUGGGGAGGGACCAGCUGUGACUGGAGAUGGGGGGAGGAGGUGACUGAAGCGGGGGGCGGGUCAACGGUGUGACUUCCUGUUUUAGCCAUCCCACUUCCUGUGUAGGUGGAGCAAUUUCACCACCUUUUAUGGGUGGGGGAGGGGGGUCGUGCCAUUCAGAGCCUCUGAUGGGCAGGCGUGGGAAUGGAGGGACAGUGGAAUUGGAUGUGUGGGGACAAGAAUGAGGAUGGAGGGAACGAGGAAUGGGAUGAGUGUGGGGGGUGGGGCACGGAUGGAUGGAUGAGCCCCUCCUCUGUGAGUUUAGUUUGUUCUCGUUAUUAUUAAUUCAUUUUCCUUUGCACUGGGGAGAGCAGCCGCAUCCUCACCCGGGAACGAGGGUGCGAGUGAAUGAACAAGUGCGGCAGGCUCCUCCCCCUGCCCAGGGAGCAGGGGCAGACGUGUGGUCACAGGGGAGUGGGGUUAAAUGAGGCAUCAGGCCCCCCCCCCACGCCCAUUUAACUCCCACCCUGCUCUGAGCAGGAAGCACUGAUGCUGCGUCUGAGCUCUGGCAGGGGGAGGGAGGCCGCAUCCGGCCAGUUCCAAUAGUGUUUUUUUAUAUAUAUUAUAAUAAUAAAACAGAGAGAUGUUGCACGUGAA
Molecule: messenger RNA, 5715 nt
Organism: Chelonia mydas (Green sea turtle)
Lineage: Eukaryota; Metazoa; Chordata; Testudines; Cheloniidae
Gene: PPP1R18
Product: protein phosphatase 1 regulatory subunit 18
Exons: 4
Coding region: 1423-3930 (835 amino acids)
Molecular function (GO): phosphatase binding
Source: RefSeq, a predicted model, not a curated record